GGGUUACUUUUGAUUUGUUCUGAAGUGUUGAUAUAAUUUAGUCAGGCAAGAUGAAAUUUAAACCGGUGUCAAAUUUACAAGAAAAGUGUGACGAAUGGUUGUCAACGAGAAAUAAGAAAAAGAUCUCAAAGCCAUCACCAAGCAUCAAGAGGCACCCAGCUUCUACCAGGAAGACUGUAUCUAGCUCUAAAUUAUGGAAACUAACCCAGAAUUCACCACCGCCUCCUCAAUUGUUCUCAUCUACAAAACAGAGUGUUUUAAUGUCUUUCUUUAAUAAGACUAAAAAUGAAGAUAAUACUAAUGAUGAAGAAAUGUGUGAUGAUUUUGAUCCAGAUUAUGGUGAAUCUGAAGAACAACUAUUGACAAAUCAGUUUCGAUUUCUCAGCCAAGAUGAACAACAACCAAUGGAAAACAAUGUUUCCAUGUUAAAACAAAGGAACAGUCAACAAGAUAAAGGAGAUAUUAAGGUUUUAAAUACAGAUGGUGACAAUUGCAGACAUAACAGUUCAAAUUCAAACAUUUCUGAAAAUAACACAACUGAUUCCGAGAAUGAUUCUGAUAUUGAAUUUGUCAGUCAAAGACCCAAUGCUUAUAAUGAAAUAAUACAAUUUCCAUACCAUAAGACUAAAGGCAACGAAACUGAUAAUAAUAAUGAUAUAGAAUUUAUCAGCCAGAGAAAUUGUUCCAUGGGAAAAAAAUCUAAAUUUGCAAAGAUUUUUCACGAACAUAAAUGUGACAAGUCUGACGAUAGUUCAGAUAUUGAAUUUAUGAGUCAGAGAUUUAGUGGUGAAAAACUUCAAGAAUAUUCUGGGACAGGCAAACAUAAAAAAAAUGAAGAUUCCAUGGGAAAAAAUUCUAAACUUGCAAAGACUUUUCACGAACAUAAAUGUGACAAGUCUGACGAUAGCUCAGAGAUUGAAUUUAUGAGCCAGAGAUUUAGUGGUGAAAAAUUUCAAGCAUAUUCUGGGACAGCCAAACAUAAAAAUGAAGAUUGUGGGCCUAGUGAUAUUGAAUUCUCAUCUCAAGAAGAGUCCGCUACAUGUACAAGAAUUUCAUCUAGAACAUCACUUAUAAACAUAGAUGAUGUGAAAGAUAAAAAUCUUGUUGAUGAUAUUUCCAAUAUUGAAUUUUUUAGUCAAAGAGCAAAAGUCAAAAACCCUGAAAGUCUUUCAAAAAUAUGUGAUAAUGUAAAAUGUGAUCGUAAUGUAAUAAAAAAUCCUUGUUUGUCCGUAAAUAUACAACAUUGUGUCAAUAAUAGUGAUGUCAGCCUCAACAGUAAAAGUAAUUCUGCGAUGAAGGAGAGGGGAAAAACCAUAUUUUGUCCAAGGUUGACCGAGGAAAAUACUGAUAUUGAAUUUGUGUCUCAAACUGUUGUUGAAAGGCAAAUUGAUGUACAGUGUUGUCGAACAGCAAUGAUUUUGAAAAAUCGAAAAUCAGAAACUGAAAACUCUUCAGUAGAUUCUGAAAAUAGCUCUAAUAUUAAUUCUGAUUACGAAAUAUCUUUAAAUGAAAAAUGUGAAAAUAUAUGUAGUGAGAAUGCUUUGCUUCAAUAUCGACAGUCUUCAUUGAAGAGUACCAAAAAUGGCAUUGGAUGUUCUGAGUUGCUGAGACAAAAAGGUAAUAAUGAUGAUUGUGAUGUAGAUAAAGUAGGUCAUUCACCUCAUCAAACAAAUCUAUAUUAUAGAAAAUUCAAAACGCAAUCCUUGAAAUCAAAGGGAGAUAAUUCUUCUAAGCUUAUGAACAAAUUUCAUGGUAAACGAUUUGAAUUUCAAGAAUUACCAGACACAAUAAAAUUUACUGACUCGGAGACGGACAGUGAUGAAAUUAUGAGCAGACGUCUUUUAAUAGACAGGAGUAGACAGAAUAAAAGACAUUUAUCUCCUCCAGAACCAGAUUCUAUAGUAUUUACCUUAGGUGACUUGUAAACAUGUCAAUAACACACACACCUAGUCUUACUGUCAGUUAUAAUCUAAUAUAAUAUAAGAGAAAAUAUUUGAAUAUUUUCAGUGUGUUUUGUUUGUUGGAUUAAUAUAAGGCCAGUGGCAUCGGCGAAGUUAAAAACGGAAUAGUCGUAAAAAUAGUCCUGUGGCCAUUGUUACGACCAUCGAUUUGUAUUAGCCUACUCCUCUGAAUCAAUGGAUUUCAACUUCAUUACAGGCCCGGUUCCAGGGGGCCGUG
Patella vulgata (common limpet) is the source of this 2178-nucleotide messenger RNA. RefSeq names its product myb-like protein F. The coding region runs from base 51 to 1925 and encodes 624 amino acids. Lineage: Eukaryota; Metazoa; Mollusca; Gastropoda; Patellidae. The transcript is spliced from 3 exons. The record is from RefSeq and is a predicted model, not a curated record.